This is a messenger RNA of Anthostomella pinea, 816 nucleotides long. NCBI's taxonomy places the organism in Eukaryota, Fungi, Ascomycota, Sordariomycetes, Xylariales, Xylariaceae. The record is from the annotation of a GenBank genome assembly.
AUGUUCAGGCUCACCAUCAUCUUCCCCAUUCUCGUUGCUGCUUUGAUAGCACUCGCGAUCUACGUGCAGGUCACAUCAAGCUCUCUGUCCCUCCCGCUCUCGACCGGCACAACCGUCAUCACGAUCCUGCUCCCGCUCAUCGCAGCCGCGAACGUCUUCUACACCCCCAUCCUCGACCGAAUCCUACCGCGCGGCAAAUACCCGGCCCUGCAGCAGCUGCUCCCGCCCGCGCUGCAGAUCAUCCAGGCCGUGCUGACGACCAUCGUCGCGACCCUUGCCUUCGAGGGUUUCCUGCCUAGCCAGAACCUCAACUGCAAUCUCGAGGGCAACUGGCAGCAGCUGUGGCACGAACACGAUGGCCGGGGGAUUGAGCGCAUCCAAGACUCAUUCAAUUGCUGCGGAUUGAACUCGGUGCGGGACCGCGCGUGGCCGCGGGACCAUUGCCAGGACUUCUACAAUCGACAUUCGUCGUGCGCGGCUCCGUGGCGGGCUACUAUGCAGCGCAAUGCGGGUCUCGAGUUCGGCGUCGCGGUCGCGGUUGGGCUGAUACAGUUGGUGCAUCUCGCGCUCUCUCGCCUGCGAAACGCCCAGAACCGCAGAGCCCGAGACUUCAAGCGCAUCACCCAUAAUCCUGAAGCCGACUCGAGCGACCGCCUGAUAGAGGAUGGACAGCCGGUUGAAGAGGCCGACGGAGCAGAGGGGAAUGGGGGACAAGACGGCUCGCGUCGUGGCUAUGGAGCCAUUAGUGACGGUGGAUCGGCUCCUCGAAUCGAGCCUUCGGGCCUUGGGGAGGAGCGAAACCAAUGGCAGUCGUAA